This is a messenger RNA of Cryptomeria japonica (Japanese cedar), 3290 nucleotides long. Its product is annotated as pantothenate kinase 2. Lineage: Eukaryota; Viridiplantae; Streptophyta; Pinopsida; Cupressales; Cupressaceae. The record is from RefSeq and is a predicted model, not a curated record. Gene Ontology annotation, biological process: coenzyme A biosynthetic process. The coding region runs from base 111 to 2825 and encodes 904 amino acids. Gene Ontology annotation, molecular function: pantothenate kinase activity; ATP binding. Gene Ontology annotation, cellular component: cytosol; nucleus. The transcript is spliced from 23 exons.
CCCUCAUCCCCCCCCCCCAAACCAAAAUUUACAUUUUUGUUUUCGAGCUGUGGGUAAGCUAUCCCCGCUCUCCAAUUAUCAAAGGUAGUGAGGUGAGAUUGUGCACGAAGAUGGAGGAAAGUAGCACUAGUGCUAUUCCAAAGGUGGAGGUGAAGGCGAUGGAGAUGCAUAGGUCGUCGUCGCGGCCUCAGCUGGAUGUGAGCGGCGCGGCCAUUCAGGGCAACUUUGAAGACCGCAAUCCCACCAUUCUUCUCCCCAAUCAGUCUGAUGACAUUUCUCAUUUUGCAAUCGACCUUGGAGGAUCCUUAAUAAAGAUAGUAUACUUCUCGAGGCAUGCGGAGGUGGAGUCGGAAUUGGAGGAUCAUAAUAAAAGAUCGCCCAGAACAAUAACAAGACGUCGCUCUCCCAUUCUGGGCGGCCGUCUUCAUUUUGUUAGAUUCGAGACCAGCAAAUUAGAUGAUUGCCUCAACUUUAUUCAAUCCAAGAACCUUCACCGCGGGCAAAGUUUUCAUGAGCGGGGCAUAAGUGGUUUUACAGAUGGAGAGCCAAUAAUUAAGGCUACAGGGGGUGGAGCAUAUAAAUUUGCAGAUAUCUUCAAAGACAGGCUUGGUGUAACUCUAAGCAAGGAAGAUGAGAUGGACUGUCUUGUAGCUGGAGCAAAUUUUUUGUUGAAGGCAAUUCGUCAUGAAGCAUUUACCCACAUGGAAGGCCACAAAGAAUUUGUCCAGAUAGACCAGAAUGAUUUGUUUCCAUAUCUUCUUUGCAAUAUUGGUUCUGGUGUUAGUAUGAUUAAGGUGGAUGGAGAUGGAAAAUUCCAGCGGGUAAGUGGAACAAAUGUUGGAGGAGGUACAUUUUGGGGGUUAGGACGACUUCUGACAAAAUGUACGAGUUUUGAUGAGAUACUUGAAAUUAGCCAAGGAGGGGACAACCGGUCAGUGGAUAUGCUUGUUGGAGACAUUUAUGGUGGUCUGGAUUAUUCAAAGAUUGGUCUUUCAGCAUCCACUAUAGCUUCAAGCUUUGGUAAAGUUGUAUCUGAAAAUAAAGAUCUUGCAGAUUACAGGCGAGAGGACAUUGCUCUUUCUCUACUUCGAAUGAUUUCCUACAACAUCGGACAAAUUGCGUAUUUGAAUGCACUACGCUAUGGACUUAAGAGAAUAUUUUUUGGAGGUUUUUUCAUACGUGGUCAUGCAUACACCAUGGACACCAUCUCAUUUGCAGUACAAUUCUGGUCAAAGGGUGCAGCACAGGCUAUGUUUUUGCGGCAUGAAGGGUAUAUGGGUGCCUUGGGAGCAUUUAUGAGCUAUGAUAAACACGGUCUUUCAGAUUGGACCGCAAAUCAGUUUGUUGAGCGCUUUCCUAUGGGAGCACCAUAUUCAGGGGGGAAAAUCCAUGGUCCACCUAUUAAUGAUUUAAAUGAAAAGAUUUCAUGGAUGGAAAAAUUUCUGCAGAAGGGCACAGAAAUUACUGCACCUGUCCCAAUAACUUCUCCAGGUACAACAGGUCUAGGGGGCUUUGAUCGACCAUCUUCUCGGGAAGGAUUGUUGCGGUCUGAUGCUAGUGCUAAUCUGAAUGUGGGUGUGCUUCAUCUGGUUCCAUCACUAGAACCAUUUCCAUUAUUAGCAGACCCAAAACGAUAUGAGCCAAAUACAGUUGAUCUAGGGGAUCCCAGUGAACUUCAGUACUGGUUGACCAUAUUAUCUGAGCAUUUGCCUGAUUUGGUCGAUAAGUUGUCUCUUCUCAAGUUGGUCUAUGGUUGCUGCUUGCCAAACAAAUGGCUUGAGGGAAAUCGUUCAUUGGACUCUUUAAAUACUGCUGUUGCAAGUGAAGGUGGCACAGAUAAUUCUAAACGAAGGGGGGAUGCUUUUGCUCGUGCAUUUCGUGCUCACUUAGCGAGGUUAAUGGAAGAACCUGCAGCAUAUGGCAAGUUGGGCCUUGCCAAUCUCUUGGAGCUAAGGGAGGAAUGUUUGAGAGAAUUUCACUUCUCAGAUGCAUACAGAGCAAUUAAACAAAGGGAAAAUGAGGCAUCACUAGCUGUUUUACAAGAUCUUUUGAUGGAACUUGAUAGUAUGGAUGAGGAGAAGAGAUUGCUGGCUCUUAUUGAGGGUGUUCUUGCUGCGAAUAUCUUUGAUUGGGGAUCACGGGCUUGUGUUGAGCUUUAUCAUAAAGGCACAAUUAUUGAGAUUUACCGCAUGAGUCGCAAAAAAAUGCAACGUCCCUGGGGUGUGGAUGAUUUUGAUAAAUUUAAAGAAAGAAUGCUAGGAUCUGGGAAAGACAAGCCCAAGCCACAUAAACGGGCACUUCUAUUUGUUGACAACUCAGGUGCCGACAUUGUGCUUGGAAUGCUACCUCUAACACGCGAACUUCUACGCCGUGGGACAGAAGUUGUUCUAGUUGCUAAUUCACUUCCAGCACUGAAUGAUGUGACUGCUAGUGAGCUACCAGAUAUUGUGGCAGAAGCUGCAAAGCAUUGUCACAUUUUGCGCAAAGCUGCUGAAGCAGGAGGGCUGCUAGUGGAUGCUAUGGUGGAUAACCAAGAAGAAGAUCCUCAAAAUGUUUCUGUUGUGCCCCCAUUGAUGGUUGUUGAGAAUGGCUGUGGAGGCCCAUGCAUAGACUUCCGACAAGUUAGCACAGAACUAGCUGCUAUUGCAAAAGAUGCUGAUCUGAUCAUUUUGGAAGGAAUGGGUCGUUCGUUGCACACAAACUACGAUGCUAGAUUUAACUGUGAAGCUUUGAAGCUUGCAAUGGUGAAGAACCAAAGACUAGCUGAAAAAAUUCUAAAUGGAAACAUAUAUGAUUGCAUUUGUCGCUAUGAACCAGCAGUAUGAUCAUGUUGUGGUUUGUUCUCAUAACUUACUGCAACUCUUUUCUUCGACAAUGAAACAUGUAGUACAGUUAAAAAACAUUUUAACCAAUCCAACUCAGUAUCCCUCCUUGAUCUUAGAAUCAUAAACAAGCUAACCUUUUGGGUUCAUAUCUGUUUAUUUUGUUUUAAGAUUUUAUUCAUUUUUCCAAUAGCAUCUUCUAAAAUUCAGGUAUUGGAAAAUUCUUAGUUGGAUGGAAAUGUAUCCUUGCAAGGAGAAAAUUGCAUAAAUAAGGAAGCGAGUUCGUUUCAAAACAAGAGGGUGUGAAAGGAACGAUUUAAUCAUGAUGUCACUAUCUUAAUGUAUAUUAGAGAAGGUACCAUCAUGCUUUCCAUGCAUGCCUUAUUUAGUGGCAUUAUUAUCCUCACUACAUUGUAAUUCCUUUACAUUGUUAUUUCAUAAUGUAAUUUUAGCUGGAUGAUUGCCUUC